This is a messenger RNA of Strongyloides ratti, 303 nucleotides long. RefSeq lists its product as hypothetical. The transcript is spliced from 3 exons. Lineage: Eukaryota; Metazoa; Nematoda; Chromadorea; Rhabditida; Strongyloididae. The record is from RefSeq and is a predicted model, not a curated record. The coding region runs from base 1 to 303 and encodes 100 amino acids.
AUGAAUAUGAAUAAGAAGGAUAAUAAUCAAGUUGGUAAAAUAAGUAAUAAGAAUAAAGAAAUGUAUGAAAAUGAUACUAAUAAAAUAAAUAUUAACAUAUUACCUUCUAAUGAAAUAUUUUGUUGCAUUUGUGGGAAAAAAUGUCAUAAUUUAUCAAAAAUUUCAAAAAGACUAAAUGAUAAAAAUAAUGCCGUAUUUGGAAGAAUUUUUCAUAUUCUUAAUGUUGAAUGGCCCUCCGUUAGAGAUCGUUAUUCAAAAAAAAAAUCAACCAUGCCAUCUUUUGAAUUUGCAAAACAUGCAUAG